AUGAAUAUACUGUAAGUUAACAAAAUCUUUAAUAAUUUUUUAAAUUUUUUUUAUUUUGAAAAUUUUGGAGAUAUUUUAAGUUUUUUGAAUUUUUUUUUAUUUUUACGUGUAAAGGGGCAGGCUAAGGCUUAAUUUGUUUGAUCUGGCUUGGCCAGCUUUAGGAAUAAAACAAGGCCGAGCUUAGUGUGUUUCGUAAAAGAAAGUUCUUGUCAUUUUUUGCUUUGUAAAGAAAGUUAUUGCUGUUUUUCGUUUUUUAAAGAAAGUUCUUGCCAUUUCUGUUUUGUAAAGAAAUUUUGCACCAUUUUAUGAUUUGUAAAGAAAGUUCUUGCGAUUUUUAUACAAAAUACGAAAAAUCAAAUGUUCUGCAAGCUGGGCGUGACAAGUUAUACGAAAGAUGCGUUUUAAGAGCUGGAAAGAAAGUUCUUGCCAUUUUUUGUUUUGUAAAGAAAGUUCUUGCCAUUUUAUGUUCUUCAGGCCUGCUAAGGCCAAGUUUAUUUGAAAUCCAGUCCAAAAACGAAGAUAAUCUCUGGAAUAUAUGACUACAGCUUCCAUAAAUCAUAUUUUAUGCGCUUUGUUGUCAUACAUAAUAUUGUUGUUUCUAAAUCCCUUUGCUUUGAUAUCCGACUAUUAAGCUUCUUCUUCAAGUUAUUAGACUAUUAUACAAUCAUAACUUAAUCGCUGCGCGUGUAUUUGAUCUGUCGCAUUUUGAAUUUGUCAGAUUUUUUAUAUUUUUUUUUUGUCUUUUUAGGUAACAAAAUUGAAUUUUUACUAUUUUUAAGUGUUAAGAUUGAGUUUUAGUACCUUUUUGGGUAAAGAAGUGAAAUUUUAGACAAGUUUUAAGUGAAAAACGUUUAGGCUAAGGCUAGGAUUAAAAUCUUGCUUUGUAAAGAAAGUUCUUGCAAUUUUUUGUUUGGAAAAAAAAGUUUUUGCCAUUUUAUGUUUUGUAAAGAAAGUUCUUGCAAUUUUUUUUGUAAAGAAAAUCCUUGCCAUUUUUUGUUUUGUAAAGAAAGUUCUUGCCAUUGCGACAGAUCAAUUACACGCGCAGCGAUUAAGUUAUGAUUGUAUCAUUCUAAGCUUUUAAAAAGUCUUGUCGCUAUUUUCUACUUUAUUUAACGAUAAAAAACGACAUGACUUUUUUACUUUAUUUAACUGAAAUUUUUUUAAAAUUAUGAUUUGUCGAUUAAAAAUGUUUCAAAUUUUUGCUUUUCAGUAUUAAAAGUUCAACUUUCAGGAAGUUUAUGAAAAGAAACUGGCUCAGAGUACUAUAUCCGUCACGAUGGGUAAGUUAACAUCAAAUUUUUUAUUUUAAAAAUUAAAAACAUUUGAAUUUUUUUUAGCUUGUGGCAAACUUUUAUUAAAUUUCUUGAAUUUUUUAAUUAAAAAAAUUUUUUUUUAUUUUCAGAAGCCCUUCCUACUGAUUCUGAUGUGUUUAAGCGGGUCUAUGAUUGUGUACAAGAGGUGAGUCCAAUGGGUACACCGUUCUAUUAGGUGGUUUAAAUAAUUCUGCGCUUCUCUAAUCCGGCAAAUUUGCUUUGAAAAGAGGCUCAGAAUUAUGUGAACGGCUUCAUAAUUUAAUUUUGUAAAAUUGUUUUAAAGAUUUGGUUUUCUAUAGAUUUUUUGACCGUUUCUCUUACUUAUUGGCUUUACCAGGUCAUUCAUACGAUCCAUCAUAAGAUUAUACUUCUAUUUACUUAUUGACCGGAGAUUUUAUAUUAUUAAUGUCUAUGUAUUCGAUAGUAAUUUUGUGUUUUGCAUGUUACUUUAUAUUAUAUUUACCUUUACAUUUUCAGUGUAAUAGUGUCUAAAUCCAUAUCGACAGCCAUCAAUCUUUCAAAACAGAAUUACGAACGGUUUGUCAAUGAGACUUCAGAAGGCUCUACUACACCAUCUACACCGAAAACUACAGAAAAAUCGCAGUACAGUAAUUUGCUGGAGAAUGAGUGUAGAUUCCCAUCGUUAAUACCAUGGGAGUUCGAUAUACAACACCUAAGUCCGGUGGCGGCGUAAGUUAUAGUAGUUUUGGGGAUUUUAGGAGGUGCAUUGGUUUAUUACUACCCUACCCUACUCUACCCUACUGUACCCUACCCUACCCUACUGUACCCUUAUCUCUACCCUCGCUACAGCUUUCUCUAAUCUACCUUACUCAUGGCCCUAACCGUAUCCUUCUUCUAUCCUACUUUCCCUCUACUUUACCUAUAGCUUUCUCUGUUCUAUUUAUAGCCUUUCUAAUCUACUCUACUAUACCCUUACCUAAAAUCCUAUUUUCAGGCCAAUUCUCUGUCCAAAGAACAUGUCCAACUUGGCGACAUUUGACGAAGACGGCUACCUACUUAUUCACAAUGAUCUCGACGAAAAUUUCAGGCGGAAAAGUUUUAAAAAUGUCAUGUAGGUUACUGUAAUUUAAAAAAAUAUAUAUUUUUUAAAAAUUUUUUUGAAUUUUCUUUUUUAUUUUAAAGAUGAUUUUUUACCUAUAAUCAAGCCGUAUUUUAGGUGUAAUGUAUCAAAACUAGUGGGCGGUCUAAGGCCGAAUCAAAAAGUGGCACUGGAGAUUCCAAUGAAUCUUACUGUAAGUUAAUUUUAUUGUUUUUAGUAAAAAAAAAUGAUUUUUUUGUAAAUUUUUAAAAUUUUAGUUAAAAAUGACUUCAAAGACAAAAAUAAAUGUGGAUCAAUUUGUGGUGAGAUGUUAUGACAAGUUGAAGGAAAAUGGCACAAAUAUUGAAACUGAAGUUUUAAUCUACCAACGAGGCUUUGCUGGAUUCGCUAAUCAGGAGGUGGGUUUUUAUCAUGCUUUAUCAUGUCCUACCUUACUUUUAUUCUUACUCUUACCCUUGCUUCUGAUUCUGCCCCUACUACCACUCUAGCCUUUACCCUUACUCCUUACUUUAACUAUACCUUUACUUCUACCGCCAGCUUUAACCAUACCCUUGCUCUUACAGGUGCUCUUACCUAUUUUCUCAUCUUUACCUUUGCUUCUACUUUUACCCCUUUCUUUACUUCUAUUUCUGCCCCAACCAGUAGCUUUGCCUCUAGCUUUACCCCUACUCCUUCCCCUAACUCUACCCUUAACCAUAAUUCUACCUCUACUCUUAGUCCUACCCUUACUUCCCCCCUUAGCUGUACCGCUACUUCUACUCCUACCCCUAGCUUCACCUCUACCUUUACCCUUACCUUUAGCUUUACUUCUACCCUAACCUUUAUACUUACCGCUCCCUCUACCCUUAUCCUGACUACCACCUCUGGUUUUGCAUUUACCUCUAUUGUCACUUUUUUUACCCAUUUUCUUAGCUUUACGUCUACAAGUACCCAUAGCUUUACCACUACCCCUACUCAUACCUCUACCAAUAGCUUUACCUCUACUUCUACGUUUACCUCUAGUUUUACCUCUACCCCUACCUCUAUCCUUACCCCUACCCAAUUCCAACCGCAAUAACUUCAUUCCAGACUAAUAAGCCCACCCUAGCCAAAGCGAAUCCUAAAGCUCCAUCACUAGUAGUCCUGGUACUAGACUCAACCUCACGAAACCAGUUCCUCCGACAUGCUCCAAAGUCAUGGUCCUAUAUGAAUCAAUUAGGGUUCAUGACCUUAAAUGGCUACACAAAAGUUGGCGACAACUCUGGAGUCAAUUUACUGCCCAUUGUAGCCGGUCUAACCGCCGAGACGCAGGUCGGCGAAGAUGGCCGAGGAGUUCUGAAGAAGACAGAGGUACCAGUUCAGCAUGAGAAGUACGAACAUUUGUGGGAUUUGUUCAAAAGUAAGGGCAUUUUUUAGGUUUAUAGAGUAGGGGAGAGGCUUGCGUUACGGUUGCGUGUAGGGUAGGGUAUAUAGUGUUAUUAAAGGGUGGGGUACUAUAUACAUCAAAAGGUAGGUCAAAGGGUACUGUACGGUGUAGGGCGUAUUUUAUAUGGUAGAGAACGGACUUUGGUUACGGUGUGGUGUAGGGUAGGGUAAGCGGUAGGGUACGGUAUGCGUCAAGGGGUAAAUCAGUGGAUACUGUACGGAGUAGGGUAGGGUAGGGUAGGGUAGGGUAGGGUAGGGUAGGGUAGGGUAGGGUAGGGUAGGGUAGGGUAGGGUAAGGUAGGGUAGGGUAGGGUAAGAUAUAGUAAUUUCAGGUACAUUACAGGAUGAUACCGUACUUAAAUUUCAUUUUGUGGUACUUAAAAAUAUUUAAAACUAAUUUCAAGAAUUUCAGAACGAAACUGUGUGACAAUGAUCAACGACGACAUUAUGCACCCCUCUCGUGGCCUGUUCGCUUAUCAUUAUCAUAAAGGCUUCGCGAAACCUCCAACCAACUACUACUUUCGACCAUUCGAAAUAUUCAAUGUCAAGCAGCAAGUGAAACCAAAGUUGGGAGAAUGCACUGUUCAUGGCGUGGUAGGUUGGCUAUGGUUUGGAAGGAUGGGGUUGAGGAGGGAGGUGGAGAAAGUGUUGCUGUUUUGACUUUUAAAAGUGUCUAUAGGUACUUUCGAAAAAAAAAUUUUUUUUGGGCGGGGUAAAAAACUUUUUGGGGGGCGGAAAGGUAAAAAUUUUUUUUGGUGGUUUAGUAUAAAAAAUGAAAAUGUGCUUUAGGCUUUUUGAUAAAUUUUUCAUUUUAGCCAGUAAUGACACAGCACUUCGACCUGUUUGAAAAGUUCUCGCGAGCCUACAAAGAUUACUGUCACUUUUCGUUCAACUUCUUCACCACUUUAACUCACGACCAUGCCUAUCAGCUGGAGGCUGUUGAUGAGCAGAUUCGGUAUGUUUUAGCGUAGAAAAUUCAUUACAAUUUUCCUUUUUUUUUACUGGGAGGGGUAAUUUUUUUUUGAGGGGGGGGAGGGUGAUCUUUUUCGGGAGGGUCAAAUUUUUUUUAGUAGAAGUAUAUAUUUAUUGAUUUAUAUUAAGGGAGGGGUGAUUUUUUUGGGGGGUGGGUAAAAAAAUUUUUUUAAAAUUUUUUGAAAUUUUAUUUUGAGUUAAUAAAAUGGAGUAAAAUACCAAAACAUGCCGUUCCCCCAUUUUCAGUGACAUCCUGGAGACAUUCAACGCCUUAGGCGUUAUGAACAACACAGCCGUAGUGAUAAUGGGAGACCAUGGUAAUCGUAUCGGAGGUAUACAACACACAUAUACAGGUAGAAUUGAAGAACGAGCGCCAUUAUUUUCGUUAUAUUUGCCUGAGGAAUUCAAAAAGGCUCAUCCGGAAUUUGAAAAAAAUUUCAAUUUUAAUGCCAACCGGCUGACAAGCAAUUAUGACAUCUACAGAACGCUGAAGGAGAUCGCUCUGGCAGGUCAGGAGGAUAAAGAAGGUGAGGAGUUGAGGUUUUUUGUUUAGAUUAUGAGGUAAAAAGCUCGAAAUUAUAGCAUUUUAGUUGGUCGACCUAUUAUAGUAGGUUGUUUAAUUAAUUUUGAGCUUCAAUUCAAAGUUCGAAAAAAAAUCUUAAUGGCUCAGGAUUAUUUUAAAAAACUAAUAGUAAGCGAAGAUCCUGGUAAGCUUUCUUUCAGGUCAAGUCAAUUCUUAAUAACAUUCCUUUUCAGCAUCGAAGUACCGAGGCUACAACCUCUUCCGAGAACAAGUACCCACAAAUAGAAAGUGCUCAGAAGCCGGAAUCCCAGAAAACUUUUGUCUUUGCAUGCAGAAAGACCCUCUGCCAAAGUUUAACCAAACCUCGAAGCAAUACACGUUACUGAAGCAAAGAAUCAGCAGUAAAUUAAAGGAAUACGGAUGUAUCAACAUCACCAACAUUAACUUUCUGGAGGACAUACUUCAGACUCAUUCUAUAAGUGACAUGGCUAGAAAGGGAAUGAGGUCUCCACCAGCGUAGGUUCAUUUUGAAGGUUUUGGUUUUAGAGGAAAUAUUGUAGUAGAAAAACAAUGGCAUUUUCAAAAAUUGCCAUUUUAAAAUCAACUUUUUUAGAAACGAAACCCAAAUACCUCCAAGAAUGUUCAAGGAACAAAGAUUCAUCUAUACCUACAUAACAACCACAACAACUAACGAACAUCCCCUUAGGCUAAUGGUCGAGGUCAAGUACUACCCAAAAGAAGAGGUCAUGGACGUGAUAUCUACCCCCAUUUUAGUCACCGAGGACAACAAACCCAUCGGGAUCAGCAUUACUGAUGUGUGUAAAAAUUAG
Bursaphelenchus okinawaensis is the source of this 6102-nucleotide messenger RNA. NCBI's taxonomy places the organism in Eukaryota, Metazoa, Nematoda, Chromadorea, Rhabditida, Aphelenchoididae. The record is from the annotation of a GenBank genome assembly.